This is a messenger RNA of Exophiala bonariae, 693 nucleotides long. RefSeq lists its product as uncharacterized. Bases 1 to 693 code for a protein of 230 amino acids. Lineage: Eukaryota; Fungi; Ascomycota; Eurotiomycetes; Chaetothyriales; Herpotrichiellaceae. The record is from RefSeq and is a predicted model, not a curated record. The transcript has a single exon.
AUGGAUCGGGCAGUCAUCAUGAGAGAUGACAGCUAUUUCGACCAGUCGUCACUAGCCACAAUCAAUCCGUUCUCAUUCACGCUCAAUAGGCAUCGCGCCCUGGGUGCGACUUUCGCCUCCGGAGGAGACACAAGGAACCUUUCCCGUUUCCUCGCUUAUUCAGAGACAGUGGCGGAGUUUAAUAUACGGAGCGUGAACCAACAACGCGCCGACAUUUUUCAGAGAACAAUCCAGGAGACAGGUUGGCCUGCUUUGGCGCUUCAAGCCCCUUUCCACACUUUGACUGCGGAUGGCUUCUACUAUUUCCUUCCUUUUCAUGAUACCAAGACCGACUACUCUGCAAGCUUUGCCUUGUCAGUGUUCCAACCAGUUAGGUCGUUGGGAUUUUUCAUUAUGUUGACAUAUCUGGCCAUUCAUCUCAUCUUGGUUGGCUUCAUUACUAUCCACUCCUCGGGCAUCUUGCAUUCAACAACCUCGUCGUUCUCCUUCAUAAACAACGUCUGGCAAGCACACGCGCAGAGUCUGAGUUCACAAGUCGAAGAAAUUCUGCGCGAGCCUGCAGUCACGAUGGCUUCCGAUCGAGAGGUCAACAAGGCUCUUGGGAAGAGUGGCCAGCAUAAAUUUAUGUUGGUCUUGGAACCGAACGAGAAGGAUGAACAUGGUGCGAUAAGGCUGCGACGGAAGUUUGAUUGA